UGUUAGAGCGGCCACUUGAGUAUUUGGUCAAUAUAGUUGAUAAUCUGUGGUUUCAUAGUCCCAGAGCCACAUCGGCCAGAAAUGUACAUCGAAAUUAUUAGCUAUCGUACACCCCCUACUGGUGUUGACUGGGGUCACACGCACUGUCACUAGCAGCAGAAAGCCAAGCAGCUGCCAACGCCCGGUGAAGUAAAUACCAGAUUCAGUGAGGAAGAGGUAGGAAAACCAUCCGAAUUACAUGUUAUCGUCAUCAACAGUGUACUAAUUGACAUGUACAGGAUUACCAAAGCUAUUAUUGAAGGUGUUUUAGCUAUAGGCUUGUCAUUCAUUGUUAGGAUAAAUUAAAUUAAUAGGAAAUUGAGAAUGAGCUCGCUAGCUAGUUAGCCAGACAGUUAGCUAACGUUAGCUGCUAACACCGACCCACCCAGCUAGCUAGCUAACGUUAGCUAGCUGCGUUAGUUUAAAUUAGCUAUAACCAAGUACGUUAGCUAGCUAGAUUUGUAUUGAGUCUGUACAACGAAGUCCAUAAUGUAGCUAGUUGGUUGUUGCUAGCUACAACUUCUCCAUUUAGACCUGGGUUGCUAGCUAGCAAACCCAUUUUAGACGCCAGCUAAUUAGCUAGUAGCAUAACAACAGCUGCUGGUGGUGGAUACUUCCCUGCCACUCAUCUGAAGUCUUGAAGCUAACUUUCACUUGUCUUUUUCAGACAAAGUAGAGAACACAAAUAUGCAGACGAUUAAAUGUGUUGUGGUUGGAGAUGGAGCAGUGGGAAAAACCUGCCUUUUGAUUUCAUACACAACCAACAAAUUCCCCUCUGAAUAUGUACCAACAGUAAGUACAUCUAUACAUUGGAUUUCUCUCAGUGGUUAUUGAUCUAUUGAUUACCUGACCUAGAGGGUGGCUUCUCGUUCUCAUGUUUCACACUGACUACCAUUAUGAAUAAUCAUGGAACAGGACAGAUAUGCCUUAGACCGCUCCCGAGUGGCGCAGCGGUCUAAGGCACUGCAUCUCAAUGCUUGAGGCGUCACUACAGACCCCCUGAUUCGAUUCCAGACUGUAUCACAACCAGCCGGGAUUGGGAGUCCCAUAGGGCGGCGCACAAUUGGCCCAGCGUCGUCCGGGUUUGGUGUAGGCCGUCAUUGUAAAUAAGAAUUUGUUCUUAACUGUCUUGCCUAGUUAAAUAAAGGUUUAAAAAAAUAUCUAAUUCUCUUUCCAUUUUCUCAUCACAGGUGUUUGAUAACUAUGCAGUAACUGUCAUGAUUGGCGGUGAGCCGUACACCCUAGGAUUAUUUGAUACUGCAGGUAAGAGUAGAUCCUUUUCAAGGACAUGGUCAUCAGUUCCCAAUUUUAAUAAAUAAUAUGUUGGUUGAUUGCUAUUCACAUUUAAUCAAUGCUUUAUACCUGUCUCCACAGGUCAGGAGGAUUACGACAGGUUACGACCUUUGAGCUAUCCCCAGACGGAUGUUUUUCUAGUUUGUUUCUCUAGUGUUUCACCCUCCUCAUUUGAGAAUGUUAAAGAAAAGGUGAGUAGAACGCCAAGCCCAUGAAGCAUACAAUGCACAUUUUUGAAUAAAGGAAUAUUGAGACUUGUGUUCAAAUAAAUUAUUUAUAGUAGGUUAAAGGUAAUGUAAAUUUGGUCACAAAAUGAAGUGAUGGGGAAGAUACUAGUUAUGGGGUCGUUGACUAUCUGACUGACUGACCAUUCUGAGUGUUUGAAAACAAUGUUUCCUCUCUCUUGCAGUGGGUACCUGAAAUCACUCACCACUGUCCCAAGACACCAUUCCUGCUGGUUGGAACUCAGAUUGAUCUGAGAGAUGACCCUUCCACAGUAGAGAAACUGGCCAAGAACAAACAGAAGCCCAUCACCCCUGAGAUGGCUGAGAAGCUCGCCCGCGACCUGAAGGCAGUCAAAUACGUUGAGUGCUCUGCCCUGACACAGGUGAGUCGUAAUACUUAUGACUUGCAUGAUAACAACCUAUUGUGUUAGAUGUACACGUUGCUCUGUCGUCUUUGUGCUAAGCUUGUCUUGCCGUCUCACUCUGUCUGUUAGUGGUGGCCUAGAACUGCAUGGAAACUCAUCCAUACAAUGCUCUUUAAUCUUGUCUGUCUGCUAACUAACCUCGCUCUAAUGCUGGUCAUAUUCUCCUCUUUCUCCCCUCUCUAGCGAGGUCUGAAGAAUGUAUUUGAUGAAGCUAUCCUAGCAGCACUAGAACCUCCUGAAACCCAGCGAAAGAGAAAGUGCUGUCUGUUCUGAUGACAAGCGUCUUUUUAAAUCUUGUUUUGCCUCUGAUCGUCUGCUGCUUCUUUAAUGUAAAGAAAUUACUAUCUGUCAAGUAACUAACCAGGUUGCGCUUUUAAAAUGUGUGCCCAUUAACUUCUUUCAUUUCAAUGUCUGAUUUUGUUUUGACUUGGCCUAAUCACAAUAGACCAUACUGCCUUGGCCUUCAUGGCAAGGAUGCCAACACUUCCAUUUUAGUUCUUAAUGUGCAAGUUUACAUUAGGCUGCAGCUGAGUUUGUGUUCCUUUUAAAAUAUAUUACCUCAGUAUUUAUAUGCUUCUGUUCCAUUCAAACCUUCUAGGAAACAUUUCUGUGCUGUCUAAACAAGUAUGAUGAGCUACAACUAACUUAAUGUUUUUCUAUCACAUCAAUGUAUUUUUUUUUCUAAUAUAUCAAAGACCGUAACUAAACAGUAUUGAAAGUUUUACGUAUUCCAUUGGAUGUUAAGAUCUUUGCGAUCUUGAGAAUUACUAAAACCUGUUAUGAUAUAUGAAUAAAGGAUAGUUUAAAUUACAACUCUCACCCAGUUCAGUCAAAUGUGUUUUUUACAUUCAAACAAUUACAAUAGUUUUGUGGUUACACACUGAAAGGUUGAAAUAUGUAUUUGGUACAUUCAUGUUUUGUGUUUGCAGAAAGGACUAAAGAAUGUGUUUGAUGAGGCAAUACUGGCUGCCCUGGAGCCUCCGGAACCCAAGAAGAGGCGCAAAUGUGUGCUGCUCUGAGCAUUUCCUCUCUUCUAUUGGUUAGAGCAUUUCAACAACAUUACUUGGACAAAAGCAAACCAUUAUUGCACAAGAGUACUUCACUCCUAUUGGUAACUGAUACAAAUACUUUCAAAAUGUUUGGAAAGUAGUGUGCGAGUGUGGACUUAAUUGAACUAGAUUGAUCUCUACUAGAACCUGUGAUAAUUACCCUCUCUUAUAAAAUAAUAUAAACUUCAUUCCUAGAGCCAUCUCAGUAUUUUAAAGUUAAACAGAUUGGUGGCUUCAGUCUUGUCCGAAGAGUGAGGGUCACAGACACAAAGCUGAUGAUUGGGAUCAGUGACAACAGAACAAAACCCUUUCAUGUUGAAUAGUGUCAGGGCAGCAUUGCCAGUGAUUUACAAAGAAUUCACCUUUUUAGGUGUACAUAAUGCUUUCAUGAACACCUGACGUAAACAUAAAUCCCCCUUCAACUGGGAAAGUGAUGAUGGCUUCGGUAUUAAACGAUAUAUACUGUAUGUGUCAGGGAUGUAUAGUAGUUUAUUUUAUUUUAUCAAAUGCCUUGUCUGUCACAUACUUUGUACGGUUUCUGCAUUCCAGGCACUUAAGUCUUAACUGAAACUGUUGCAGUGCAAACUCAAGACUUUUGCGUUAGAAAACACUUGACUGUCGACAGAUUGUUCCUCCUUUGACAGGAACUACAACUUACAGUAUGUUUGUUUUAUACAAAAAACAUUACAGCUCACGUUUUGUCAACAUUAAGAGUAUAAGUGUGUUUCUUGAAAUGUAUCAACCUAAUAAAGUUUAGAAUUCUCAA
Messenger RNA from Coregonus sp. 'balchen', 3796 nucleotides. The record is from the annotation of a GenBank genome assembly. NCBI's taxonomy places the organism in Eukaryota, Metazoa, Chordata, Actinopteri, Salmoniformes, Salmonidae.